AUGGCCGGACAUACUACCCGCACCUGUGUCACUGCUAGCACCAGUGGAAAGGCUCCGAAGGCUGUCGCCAAGAAGGCUGCUGCUCCGGCUCAGGCUAAAGGUGCCAAGGCUGCUGCAGGGCGCAAGACCGCAGCUCCUGCUCGCAAGGCCCCAGUGGUGUCUGCCACUAACGACGCCGAGGAAGCCUCCGACGAGUCCGACAUCCAGACAGAGUCUGACCUUGGCAUGGAGGAGGCUGCUGCUGACAACACCUCUGACAACGAAAGUGUCUCUGCGGAUGUCAUGACGAUCAGCGAUGACGAAGAAGACAGCUGCCAGGAGGUUGAGCUGACCCCAAAGAUUGGACGCAGCCGUGCUGCCAAUUCUAGCCCACCGUCUACCCCGAAGACUCCGUCACCUGUCAAGGCCGGUCGUGGCAGAGCCGUCAAGCCAAAGUCCACCCCUGCUAAGUGUGCCAAGCAGGUGGACUCUGAGGACUCCGAGGAUGAUAGAAUCUCUCCUGUGAAGAAGGUUAAGACGCUUUCCCCGGGCAAGCAGAGUUUUGUCCCUCUCCCCUGCACGCAGACCAUCAGAGCGCAAGACUUUGGCAACCCGAAAUGUGCCAUCACAGCUAUGCCGCUGCCCCUGGGUGUACCUGCUAACGGCAUGAUGUACGGGGGUCCUGCCUGCCUGCCUGCAUAUGGGUAUCCCUCUACGCCUGCGGCAUACACCCCACCAACAGCACGCUCCCUCCCACAUACCGUCCCUACUCUGCCAUUGUGUAACUCCAUUCCCACUCUCCACUCUGCAGACUUGGCUAUGUUGAUUGUCUCGAGCAACUCCGCUAUGUCACUGAGCUCUGAUCUUGUCCCGACAGUUAACUCUGUAAAGAGCAACCUCAUACUUGGGCAUUGA
This is a messenger RNA of Trametes versicolor FP-101664 SS1, 894 nucleotides long. RefSeq lists its product as uncharacterized. The record is from RefSeq and is a predicted model, not a curated record. The transcript has 11 exons. Bases 1 to 894 code for a protein of 297 amino acids. Lineage: Eukaryota; Fungi; Basidiomycota; Agaricomycetes; Polyporales; Polyporaceae.